This is a messenger RNA of Dipodomys ordii (Ord's kangaroo rat), 621 nucleotides long. It is a transcript of the gene Ltc4s, whose product is annotated as leukotriene C4 synthase. Gene Ontology annotation, cellular component: membrane; nuclear envelope; endoplasmic reticulum. Gene Ontology annotation, biological process: leukotriene biosynthetic process. The coding region runs from base 59 to 511 and encodes 150 amino acids. The transcript is spliced from 5 exons. The record is from RefSeq and is a predicted model, not a curated record. Lineage: Eukaryota; Metazoa; Chordata; Mammalia; Rodentia; Heteromyidae. Gene Ontology annotation, molecular function: glutathione peroxidase activity; enzyme activator activity; leukotriene-C4 synthase activity.
UCUGAGCAACAGACAGGCUGAUAAGAAGUUUGCAGCUAGCCCUGCCACUGCCUGCAACAUGAAGGACGAGGUGGCUCUCCUGGCUGCUGUCACCCUCCUGGGAGUCCUGCUACAAGCCUACUUCUCUCUGCAGGUGAUCUCUGCGCGCCGGGCCUUCCACGUGUCGCCGCCCCUCACCACCGGCCCCCCGGAGUUUGAACGUGUCUUUCGAGCCCAGGUGAACUGCAGCGAGUACUUCCCGCUGUUCCUCGCCAUGCUCUGGGUCGCCGGCAUCUUCUUCCAUGAAGGCGCUGCGGCCCUGUGCGGUGUGGUCUACCUGUUCAUGCGUCUCCGCUACUUCCAGGGCUACGCGCGCUCACCGCAGCUCAGGUUGGCCCCGCUGUACGCAAGCGCGCGCGCGCUCUGGCUGCUUGUGGCGAUGGCUGCGCUGGGCCUGCUGGUCCAUUUCCUCCCCGUGGCGCUGCGUGCUGCGCUCCUCACACGACUCCGGGAGCUGUGGCCGAUAGCCUGAGAUACACGGCAAGGCCGAGAAGAACGGGAGCACAAAGGAAGGGCACCCACCUCCGCAUCACCGUCUCAAAUUAAAGUUCCCGCGACUGGCCCUAGCCUCGUUCUGUGGGU